AUGAAUACAUGUACAAGGUGCUUGCGCACCCCUCUGAAAGCGCCCUGGAAAGCGAUUCAAUCUACCUCGCUACCGAGAGAGGCGUUCUCUUCGAGAGGCUUCGUUUCGACGGUUUCGCGGUCAACUAAAAUACAGUCGCGAAGAAUCUCAACGGAUUCUUCCAAAAGCAGCGGUAACAAAUAUGGGAAUCGCACAAAACUAGCCUUUGCUUUAGCCGUGUCUGGCUUUACCACUGCAGUCAUACUUCUCUAUGGUGGUCAUCGAGACGCUGUGCGGAUGGAUUGGCAGCCCAAACGAAAGCCUGCUGUUGACCCAACCCCUGCACCGAGUUCAGGCAAGCCAGUGCCCCCUGAUCCCUAUACGGUCCUCGGGCACGAACCAAUAGACGUAUCAAAAUUUCCCGUAGAGGAUGCUAUACUCACAACAGCACCAAACGUUCCUCCACCGAUUACCCGAGACCACCCGGCCCUUCUUCGCGUCCCAUUAACCACGACCACCAAGCUGUCGCAGCUUACAAGCGUGUACAAAUAUGAUCAAUGGACAUUCAAUGAUUCAGUUCCGGGACCGUUUAUCCGAGCACGAGCAGGAGAUGUAAUAGAAUUGACGAUAACAAACAAGGACCCAUCUGGUAAUCCGCACAACAUCGAUUGCCACGCGUUUAUAGGUCCUGGUGGCGGCGCACCGUUGACAACCGUGGGGUUCAACGAGUCCAAAACUGCAAGGUUCCAGCUUCUUCACCCAGGAUUAUACGUGUACCAUUGUUCAGCGGCCCCAGUACCAGUCCACAUCGCGAAUGGAAUGUAUGGCAUGAUAUAUGUGCAGCCGGCUGAGGGCGACCUCCCGCCAGUGGAUAAGGAAUACUUUGUUCUACAAAGCGAGUUUUAUCAUGAACCUCCUGAAGUUGAAGACGAUGGACGCCCAUCAUCCAUCGUAGAGUUUUCGUACCCUAAUGCUUUACGAGAAGAGCCCAACGUCGUCGUGUUCAACGGCAGCGAGUCGGCCCUCACAAGAGAUAAACCCCUCACGGCGAACACCAACGAAACCGUUCGCAUUUUCUUUGGCAAUGCAGGGCCAAAUCUGACCAGCUCGUUUCACGUUAUCGGCAGUAAUUUCAAAAAAGUUUAUCGCGAGGGCGAUGUGAUCAGCCCACCUGGCCAGUUUAUACAAACCGUCUCUGUACCCCCUGGCUCUGCUACUAUAGUUGAUAUGGAGAUGUCGGUCCCGGGGACUUAUGCGCUCGUGGAUCAUGCUAUUUUCCGUAUGGACAAAGGGGCGGUGGGAUACCUGAAUGUCUCCGGGGAACAGAGACCAGAUAUCUAUGGGAGCACACAGCCCCCAGCGCCUUGUGUUGGGUGUAAAUUACAUCCUUGACCAGGUCAUGUUCUCGAUACGUAUCUAUUUCUUGAUCUUGGUUCGAUUUUGUUUCGGAUUAUCUAUUUCAACUGUUGCAGAUAUUGACACUAUUCUUAUUCCUUCCGGAAGCUUUCUUGUCCUACCGUGAGACUGGAUAAAAAGGCUGCUGCAUAUGGAUAUAGCUCUCACAGCGAAGUUUCUUUUGGCCCACAGUGGGAAAAAGAGCAACCAAUUCCAUGAUUGGACGCAUGACAAUCGAACUUGGAGAGAAGGCAUUUUUGGUCCUCUAGCCGUAAUAUUUAAUUGGCUUUUGUGACAAUGGAAUGAUUACUUCACAUAUUUCUUGCAGUAUGCCCU
Molecule: messenger RNA, 1710 nt
Organism: Coccidioides immitis RS
Lineage: Eukaryota; Fungi; Ascomycota; Eurotiomycetes; Onygenales; Onygenaceae
Product: nitrite reductase, copper-containing
Exons: 2
Coding region: 1-1371 (456 amino acids)
Molecular function (GO): nitrite reductase (NO-forming) activity; copper ion binding
Source: RefSeq, a predicted model, not a curated record